GAGGUAUCAGCUGCCGGCAGGAGGGGAGCGGCGAGGAGGAGCGGAAGAAGAGACAGCAGACCGACCAUUCCUUCACUGCUGCUGCUGCUGCUGCUGCUCCACUGCGAGACACCUGCACCAAAAACACGGUCCUGCUGAUCAUUUUCUCCCCAAGGCUGAAGGUGUCCAAUAUGUGUCGGAUCUAACCUCUCCGGAGAGGAACGAGGAAUACCAGACUCUCCCGGUGGAUGUGGACACCUAACCUGUGGACAUGGAAAAGAUAGUGAAUUUAUCCGUUUCGGUGCUGCUGGUUUUAUGGGGAUGCGCGCUCGGAGGCUCGCCCAGUGUUCAGAUCGGGGGACUUUUUCCGAGGGGUGCGGAUCAAGAGUACAGCGCGUUUCGGAUAGGAAUGGUUCAGUUUGGCACCUCGGAAUUCAGAUUGACGCCUCACAUUGACAAUCUGGAAGUGGCGAACAGUUUCGCUGUUACCAACUGCUUCUGUUCACAGUUCUCAAGAGGAGUCUACGCCAUUUUCGGAUUCUACGACAAGAAGUCUGUCAACACCAUCACGUCAUUUUGCGGGACGCUCCAUGUCUCCUUCAUCACCCCCAGCUUCCCUCUGGAUGGGAAUCAGCAGUUCAUCAUCCAGAUGCGACCUGAUAUCAAGGGGCCCCUCCUCAGCCUCAUCGAGUACUACAAGUGGGACAAGUUUGCCUACCUGUACGACAGUGAUCGAGGCCUGACGACACUGCAGGUUGUUCUGGACACAGCAGCAGAGAGGAAGUGGCAGGUGACAGCCAUCAACGUGGGGAACCUGAAGGACGAGAGGAAAGAUGAGGCCUACCGCUCGCUGUUCCAAGACCUGGAGAACAAGAAGGAGAGGAGGGUGAUCCUGGACUGUGAGCAGGACAAAGUGAAGGACAUCAUGGAGCAGGUCAUCACGAUUGGCAGACAUGUUAAAGGAUACCACUACAUCAUCGCCAAUCUGGGUUUCAUUGAUGGCGACCUAUCCAAAAUCCAGUACGGCGGUGCCAACGUGUCCGGCUUCCAGAUUGUCGACUUUGAUGAUCCCUUGGUUUCAAAGUUUGACCAGAGAUGGGAGGCCCUAGAGGAAAAGGAGUAUCCUGGUGCAGACAGUAAAAUAAGGUACACCUCAGCGUUGACCUACGACGCCGUGCAGGUGAUGACGGAGGCCUUUCGCUACCUGCACAAACAGCGCAUCGACUUCACCAGGAGGGCCAACAAUGGUGACUGCCUGGCCAACCCAGCCGUUCCCUGGGCUCAGGGAGUGGAGAUCGAGCGGGCGCUGAAACAGGUGCGCGUGGAAGGCCUGACGGGAAACAUCCAGUUCGAUCAACAUGGCAAACGGGUCAACUACUCAGUGAAUAUCAUGGAAUUAAAGAGUAACGGCCCAGUAAAGAUUGGAUACUGGAACGAAGUUGACAAAAUGGCCGUCACCAAAUCUGAUGUUUUCGCAAACGACACGACAGGAAUGGAAAACAAAACAGUUAUUGUCACCACCAUCUUGGAAGCUCCGUAUGUGAUGCUGAAAAAGAACGCCGACCUUUUCGUCGACAAUGAGCGCUACGAGGGUUACUGUGUAGAUCUGGCUGCGGAGAUAGCGAAGCACUGCGGCUUCAAAUAUCAACUGAAAAUAGUGGGGGAUGGGAAAUACGGAGCCAGAGACGCCGAGACCAAAAUCUGGAACGGGAUGGUUGGAGAGUUGGUGUACGGGAAAGCAGACAUCGCUGUGGCACCUCUGACCAUCACUUUGGUACGAGAGGAGGUGAUCGACUUCUCCAAACCCUUCAUGUCUCUGGGAAUCUCCAUCAUGAUAAAGAAGCCUCAGAAAUCCAAACCGGGAGUCUUCUCCUUCCUCGACCCGCUGGCCUACGAGAUCUGGAUGUGUAUCGUGUUUGCCUACAUCGGUGUGAGCGUGGUUCUGUUCCUCGUCAGCCGCUUCAGCCCGUAUGAGUGGCACACUGAGGAGUAUGAGGACGGGCAGAUCCAGACCAACGAGUCGACUAACGAGUUUGGCAUAUUCAACAGCCUGUGGUUCUCCCUCGGAGCCUUCAUGCGCCAAGGCUGUGACAUCUCACCCAGGUCUCUGUCUGGGCGGAUUGUCGGUGGCGUCUGGUGGUUCUUCACUUUGAUCAUCAUCUCGUCCUACACGGCAAAUCUGGCUGCUUUCCUGACAGUCGAGAGGAUGGUCUCUCCCAUUGAAAGUGCAGAAGACCUGGCUAAACAGACUGAGAUAGCGUACGGGACUCUGGACUCUGGCUCCACUAAAGAGUUCUUUAGGCGCUCAAAAAUUGCCCUCUUUGACAAAAUGUGGACAUACAUGCGCAGUGCAGAGCCCUCUGUGUUUGUGAAAACCACAGCCGAGGGGGUUCUGAGGGUCCGCAAGUCUAAGGGGAAGUACGCCUACUUGCUGGAGUCCACCAUGAACGAGUACAUCGAGCAGCGAAAGCCCUGCGACACCAUGAAGGUGGGAGGCAACCUGGACUCCAAAGGCUACGGGAUCGCCACGCCGAAAGGAUCCUCAUUAAGAAAUGCGGUUAACCUCGCAGUACUAAAACUGAAUGAGCAAGGCCUGUUGGACAAAUUGAAAAACAAAUGGUGGUACGACAAAGGAGAGUGCGGCAGCGGGGGAGGUGAUUCCAAGGAGAAGACGAGCGCCCUCAGCCUGAGCAACGUGGCUGGGGUCUUCUACAUUCUGGUCGGAGGACUCGGUUUGGCCAUGCUGGUGGCCUUGAUUGAGUUCUGUUACAAGUCCCGAGCCGAGGCGAAACGAAUGAAGGUGGCAAAGAAUGCACAGAAUAUUAACCCAACUUCCUCGCAGAAUUCACAGAAUUUUGCAACUUAUAAGGAAGGUUACAACAUGACCUUUGGGGACGCCAUGAGGAAUAAAGCAAGACUUUCCGUCACUGGGAGUACUGGGGAGAAUGGUCGGGUGAUGACUCCAGAGUUUCCUAAAGCUGUCCACGCUGUCCCUUACGUGAGACCUGACAUGGGACUAAACGUCAGCCUGACAGAUCUGUCCUGAUCAAUGAGAAACUUCUGAGUGCCUUACAAUGGUUUCAAUAGAGCGAUUUCUUUUUUUUUUUUUUUUUUUUCGUGUCCUCCCCUCCCUUCUUCUUCUCUUCCGGCGCUUUUUCUUCUGUCUCUGUCUGGUGAAAAAGGAAAAGGUAGGAGAUGGAGGCUUCAUUCUGUCCCACACAAAGACUGGUAUUGUUGCUCUCUGUCUCUAUUUCUCACCGUGUAAAUCGCCUCCCUCCCUGGGUGGAAUUACGUCCCGGAAUACAAAAGGGAGGAUCUUUUUUUCUAAACUGAUGACACCAUGCUUUCCUAUCUAUCUGUCUGGACUGGACUGAGAUGGAAACGAGGGCUUGAUUGACGGCAACGGCUGCUUCUGGGAGUCAGAGAUUCAGUCAUCUUUACUGUGUGUGUGUGUGUGUGUGUGUGUGUGUGUGUGUGUGUGUGUGUGCGUGGGUGCGUGUGCGCGUCAGGGUGAAGAUGUCGUCAAAAAACACACUGUUUCUGUAGCCACCACCGCCAAACAGGAUUUUCAAGCACACUUGAUAUCAUCUGCAUUAAGAUGUGAAAUUGUCCUUUUUUUCUAAGAAAAUCUAAGAAAACGGUUUAUUGCAAAAAAAAAAUAUUUUUAUGUAUUUUCACAAAAUAGCUUUUAAAUGAACUUGCUUACAUACUGGUUGGAUAUAAACAUCUUAAUGUGUGAUAAAGAAAGAAAAAAUACUAAACAGCUUCUAGUUCCAUAUUUUUAAAGCCAAAUACAUUCAGUAUGGGGGUGAGGUGUUGAAAUCAUGUAAUUAAUUCCUAUUCUAAACUUUCCUGUAUAUUUUAUUCUUUAACAUUUGGUGUUGAUAUGAAAUAUAUGUCAAUGCUUGACAUUUGGAAUCAAUCCUUCUAUGUUUUCUCUUGUUGGAGUCGGUGCAGCGAUCUUUGCUUUCUACUUCCGUCUCUUCGUUUGCUUCAGUGCUUCUGUUGUUUGUAUUUUUUCUGACGAGGACCGGGGGGGGAGGGGCGGUGGGGGG
Molecule: messenger RNA, 4034 nt
Organism: Acanthopagrus latus (yellowfin seabream)
Lineage: Eukaryota; Metazoa; Chordata; Actinopteri; Spariformes; Sparidae
Gene: gria2b
Product: glutamate receptor, ionotropic, AMPA 2b
Exons: 16
Coding region: 251-3025 (924 amino acids)
Biological process (GO): synaptic transmission, glutamatergic; modulation of chemical synaptic transmission; monoatomic ion transport
Cellular component (GO): AMPA glutamate receptor complex; dendritic spine; postsynaptic membrane
Molecular function (GO): transmitter-gated monoatomic ion channel activity involved in regulation of postsynaptic membrane potential; AMPA glutamate receptor activity
Source: RefSeq, a predicted model, not a curated record